Myxocyprinus asiaticus (Chinese sucker) is the source of this 1174-nucleotide messenger RNA. Its product is annotated as transcription initiation factor IIA subunit 2. NCBI's taxonomy places the organism in Eukaryota, Metazoa, Chordata, Actinopteri, Cypriniformes, Catostomidae. The coding region runs from base 318 to 647 and encodes 109 amino acids. Gene Ontology annotation, molecular function: RNA polymerase II general transcription initiation factor activity; TBP-class protein binding. Gene Ontology annotation, cellular component: transcription factor TFIIA complex. The transcript has 4 exons. The record is from RefSeq and is a predicted model, not a curated record. Gene Ontology annotation, biological process: transcription initiation at RNA polymerase II promoter; RNA polymerase II preinitiation complex assembly.
AAGACCGCGCCGAAGCGGUAUUCGCGUUAGUUAGUGUGGGUUAAGUGCACUGAGCUUUGGCAUGUUUUAGACAUGGGACAGUCUUGAACACUUACUUCCUGUCGCGUGCACGCGCACCCAAGUAGCCAAGACUGCAAGUGUGGGUGUAGGGACAGGGCCUAAGACUUGAAUUUGAUUGAAGAGAUUUUUCCCCUCGCGGCUUUCCGUAGCGCGACUGGUCUAAGUUUGGAAAUUGAGGAAGUGCGCAGCUAGCGGGCAAAUCACAAAGCACCACCAAACAUCCAACGGUUAUCAGCUUUCACGCAUUAAUAUACACUAUGGCAUAUCAGCUUUACAGAAACACGACACUCGGAAACAGCCUACAGGAGAGUCUUGAUGAACUUAUUCAGACUCAACAGAUUACUCCACAGUUAGCCCUCCAAGUACUAUUACAGUUUGAUAAGGCCAUCAACACAGCAUUAGCCAACCGGGUCCGCAACAGGGUCAAUUUUAGGGGAUCGCUUAACACUUACAGGUUCUGUGAUAAUGUUUGGACGUUUGUUUUAAAUGAUGUUGAGUUUCGGGAGGUGACUGAGCUGGUCAAGGUGGACAAAGUCAAAAUUGUAGCAUGUGAUGGCAAAAACACUGGUUCUAAUGCAGCGGAGUAAGAAUAAGGGGGAGAGAGACAGAGAAGUGAAUUUCUGGCUGAUGGGAAUGAUGAAAAGAUUUGAAGACAAGGCACACAGCAGCUGGGACUGUGUAUAUAUUAUUUAUUACAAGAAACAGUUCUUCAGCCUUCAUACAACAACGUGCUCAGUGGAGGACUGACAAAAGUAUGGAGCACACAAGGCCUUGGAUGUCACAUGGAAUUUUUCUUUUUUUAUAUAUAUAUAUAUAAAUAUGUAUAAUUUUCAUAGAAAUGCUGAUGCUUUUCAGUUUGUCACAAUUUAGCUUAUUCUCUAAUAAACUUGUUUUAAAGGUUGCCAGUUUCUCUUUGAAUGAUGAAAGUUGUGGAGAAUGUCUUAUUGAAUAUUUACAUGGUCGGCUCAUUGGUGAUUCUGAACAGUAAAUCAAGACUGUUGUAGAGUGACUUUAAUAUAAUCAAAAUUAAAUAAUGAAUGUCUCAAUUAUUCAUUAAUUAAGUGCUACAUUCUCACCUUAAACCAUGCAAAUAAAACAAAUAUUUAUUUGAGUA